Messenger RNA from Diachasmimorpha longicaudata, 1600 nucleotides. Its product is annotated as odorant receptor 24a-like. Lineage: Eukaryota; Metazoa; Arthropoda; Insecta; Hymenoptera; Braconidae. Gene Ontology annotation, cellular component: plasma membrane. The record is from RefSeq and is a predicted model, not a curated record. The transcript has 3 exons. Gene Ontology annotation, molecular function: odorant binding; olfactory receptor activity. Gene Ontology annotation, biological process: detection of chemical stimulus involved in sensory perception of smell; sensory perception of smell. The coding region runs from base 350 to 1252 and encodes 300 amino acids.
AUUUAGUUGCUCUGAACACACGAACACCAACGGAACUGCUACUUCAAUGGAGUACAAAGUAACGAUUGAUAAGUUGGAAUGGAAUCAAGAUAUGAAUUACGCUCUUGGGUUGUCGAAGCUAUGGUGCAGAAUGCUAGGUGUCUGGCCAUGGCAGCCAGAUGGAAUGUCUACUCUGCGGUUCGCAAUGUUACUUGGAAUUGAGGUUAUCGCAGUCGUAGUGCUACUAGAAGGGAUCCUUAUCCACGGAAACUGUGGAUCAACGGCACAUUUAAUUGACGGAUUAUCAGGAGCCCUCGUAUUCGGCGUCUCAGCGAUCAAAAUAACAACUUCCCGGAUUUAACAAAAACGAAUGGGCCACAUCAUCCAGUCGGAAAUGGAAGAUUGGUCAAAUGUCUCUGACUCCCGGUCCCAUCGAAUUAUGACCCAAUACGCCUUUUGGGGGCGUUUAGCUUACACCGUUCAAAUUACUGCAGCACUACUAAUUACGAUUCAAACAACAAUAUCUCAGCCCCCUACUUUCACUACUGAAAUUAUUGGGAAUAAUAGUUCAUCACCGCGGAACAUCAUGAUGGGACCGUCCUGCUGGAUCCCUGAUACCACACCCAUCAGUCUGUACUUGUUACAUUAUUUCUUGAUCUUUCUCAGCUUUCCCACCGCCGCUAUAAUAUACCCAGGAUCUGAUGCAUUCAUGUUCAGCACUGCAUUGCAUCUUUGUGGUCAAUUUGAAAUCCUCACUCAAAGUCUUGAAAGCGUCACCGAUAAUGACAGCUAUUUGAAUCAAAAACGCUGUAUCAAAAAAUAUUCAAAACGUCAUAAUGAGUUACUAAUGCUGGGGAAGGAGCUGAACGAACUAUUCAGUUUAAUUAUUUUCUCCGAGCUCUUCUGCAAUGGCGUCCUCAUUUGCCUCUCAGGAAUUGCACUUUUCGCGAGAAUUAAGAGUGGAAAAGUGGAUAAUGAUGAUAUUAAUUAUGGAUUAAGAAUAUAUAUUUGGUAUUGUGAGCUGUUUAUGUACAGUUUUGUCGGUGAAAAACUUGCGAGUCACGCUGAAAACCUACACAGGACAAUAUACACUUGUCCCUGGUAUAAUAUGUCAGUGGAUAUAGCUAAGGAUGUCAAGUUCAUUAUGAUGCGGAAUAAUUUCUUCUGUUAUUUAACAGCCGGUGGAGUUUUCGUUAUGAAUCAUGAGGCUUUCAAGAAAAUUAGUAAAAUCAUGUUUUCGUGCUUUUCCGUUCUCAAAUUAGUAUUGGAUUGAAAUCGAUAGAGCGCUGAAUCCUCUUAAUAAACAGAGUUUCAAGUUUAUAUAUUAUCUGGAAUUGCAGAUGAUUCGUUAAACAUGAAUGAGGAAUUCACAUCAGCGAAAUGGAAUAUCGAAGAGGGAUCGACUGGAUAAUUUGUCGUCUUACUUUCAGUGUUAUUAAUAUUUUUCUGUCUCUACCAAUGGUAUUGACAAUAAGCUAUUCUCGUAGGGAAAAGGAUUAUUCGAUUUGUUGACAAUACUGACGCAUCUAGUUAUCUCUGUCCCGGCGAUCACGUUCUACUGAAUAUUUCAUUAUAUAAAAUAUAGGAACCAAAUUUAUUGUGACGAAAAAUCAUUGUCUUU